AUGCCAACUGUAUUUUAUGAAAAUCUUGUUGCGAUAAAUGAUAUUGAUUCACGUUCGUGUAUUUCCGGUGCGAAUUCUUAUUCAAAUGGUAGACAUUCCGUCACUUUUUCGAUUGAAAAUGUUUAUCAAACAGGAUGGAGUUGUUUCUUUGGUACAAUGACAUCUAAUGAGUCAAUGCAAGACGAUGUUUCUAAGAUGGUAUCAGUGUAUGGAGUUUGGUCAAGUGGAUAUCAUGUACAAUGUGGUAAAAAAUCUGGUUCUGGUGGAAAGAGAAGAUGGAAUAUAUGUGACGAUGUGACAUUGACAUUUGAUUGUGAUAAUAAACAACUUCGUAUUGAAAACAAACGAAUUAAUUGGUGUCAAGUAUUCAAUAUCGAUCUUCAUUCAUGUCCUUUUCCAUGA
This is a messenger RNA of Rotaria sordida, 402 nucleotides long. Lineage: Eukaryota; Metazoa; Rotifera; Eurotatoria; Philodinida; Philodinidae. The record is from the annotation of a GenBank genome assembly.